Molecule: messenger RNA, 1092 nt
Organism: Elaeis guineensis (African oil palm)
Lineage: Eukaryota; Viridiplantae; Streptophyta; Magnoliopsida; Arecales; Arecaceae
Source: the annotation of a RefSeq genome assembly
AUGAUAAUUGAUACGACAGAAGUACAAGCUAUCAAUUCUUUUUCUACAUCGGAAUCCAUAAAAGAAAUCUAUGGAUUCAUAUGGAUGUUUGUAUCCAUUUUUACCCUUAUAUUUGGAAUCAUAAUAGGGGUACUAGUAAUUGUGUGGUUAGAAAGAGAAAUAUCUGCAACGAUACAACAACGUAUUGGGCCUGAAUAUGCUGGUCCGUUGGGAAUUCUUCAAGCUCUAGCGGAUGGGACUAAAUUACUUUUUAAGGAGGACCUAUUCCCAUCUAGAGGAGAUAUUCGUUUGUUUAGUGUCGGACCGUCUAUAGCGGUCAUAUCAAUUCUACUAAGUUAUUUAGUAAUUCCUUUUGGAUACCGCCUUGUUUUAGGUGAUCUCAGUAUAGGUGUUUUUUUAUGGAUCACCAUUUCAAGUAUCGCCCCUAUUGGGCUUCUUAUGUCAGGAUAUGGAUCGAAUAAUAAAUAUUCUUUUUCAGGUGGUUUACGAGCUGCUGCUCAAUCUAUUAGUUAUGAAAUACCAUUAACUCUAUGUGUGUUAUCAAUAUCUCUACUAUCUAAUAGUUCAAGUACAGUUGAUAUAGUUGAAGCACAGUCAAAAUAUGGUUUUUGGGGGUGGAAUCUGUGGCGUCAACCUAUAGGGUUUAUUGUUUUUCUAAUUUCUUCUCUAGCCGAAUGUGAGAGAUUGCCAUUUGAUUUACCGGAAGCAGAGGAGGAAUUAGUAGCAGGUUAUCAAACCGAAUAUUCAGGUAUCAAAUUCGGUUUAUUUUAUAUUGCUUCUUACCUAAAUCUAUUACUUUCUUCAUUAUUUGUAACAGUUCUUUACUUAGGUGGGUGGAAUUUUUCUAUUCCGUACAUAUCUAUUCCUGAACUUUUCGGAAUAAAUAAAAUGGCCGGAGUUUUUGGAAUUACAGUUGGUAUCUUUAUUACAUUAGCUAAAGCUUAUUUGUUUCUGUUCAUUCCUAUCACAACAAGGUGGACUUUGCCUAGGAUAAGAAUGGACCAGCUAUUAAAUCUUGGAUGGAAAUUUCUUUUACCUAUUUCUUUAGGUAAUCUAUUAUUGACAACUUCUUCCCAACUUGUUUCACUAUAA